AUGGCUUCCCUCAUACGCUCUACCAUCUUCUCCACCUCUUCUCGGUUAUCCCGAUCCACUUUUAUCUCUACAGCCUCGUUCGCUUCGUCUUCACGACACGGUCUGGAUUUCACUCGACCACGUCAAUUCCCUCCUUCCACACCAACUACAACCACUACCACGACCUUGUUAGAAGAAGAUCCCACUUCAGAACCAAUCACCGAAUCUCACGAGUCGCCCUCUACGUCUAAUCAAAAUCCAGAACCUAUACCUACCCCUCAACCUUCUCCUACAUCUUCUACCAAGACUAUCCCUACUCCCACCCUCGCUUCCACUCCUAUUCCUAGCUCGCCCGCACGAGCGAGAAGUAGCAAGGGCUCAGGAUUGAGGUGGCUAGCCGAAACGGAUAAAUCAAACGAUAACAAUAAACAUCUUGUCCCUACUCAUACUCUGCAUGUCCGAUCGACUCGAAAUAACAUCGUUCUCUCAUUUACAGAUGGACUGGGACCGGUGUUCACGAACGUAUCGGGAGGAAGUGAUAGACAGUUCAAAAACAGUCAAAGGUCAAGUUACGAAGCUGCUACUCAAGCUUCUAUCAAGAUGUUUGAGAAAAUCCUAGAAUAUCAUCAAACUACCACUCCAUCCAAUAGGAGAUUACAACUUCGUGUUUCGUUCAAUGGACUGUUCGGUAUGGGACGAGAAGCCAUUGCGUCUGCUCUGAGUGGUCCAGAAGGUCAGGAGAUCAGGAGUUUGAUUACGAGGGUGGAAGAUAGGACGAAGAUUAAGAUUGGAGGGACGAGAGCAAGGAAACCUAGAAGAUUGUAA
Kwoniella botswanensis is the source of this 804-nucleotide messenger RNA. RefSeq lists its product as uncharacterized. The record is from RefSeq and is a predicted model, not a curated record. The transcript has a single exon. Gene Ontology annotation, biological process: translation. Gene Ontology annotation, cellular component: ribosome. NCBI's taxonomy places the organism in Eukaryota, Fungi, Basidiomycota, Tremellomycetes, Tremellales, Cryptococcaceae. Bases 1 to 804 code for a protein of 267 amino acids. Gene Ontology annotation, molecular function: structural constituent of ribosome.